CUCCCUAUUUCUAUGUAAGAUGGUGGUUUAGGAGGCACUCUCGCUAUCCAAAGAGGCAAUAAGAAAAAAAGGCUUGGUGUUUUCGCAUCAAAUCACCCGGGAAACAAUUCAAAGCACCAAUUUUGCUAGAUCUGGGACGUUUAGAUUGAUUUUAUUGGAGUAAAUCAGUCUUUACAGAUAGACAAGCUCUCCCUCUGACCUGUGAGAAAGCCCCCCUCUUCUCUCCGCGUCGUGCCAUAGGAUGUCUCACAGCCCUGAGGUGAAGGAAGACCCCAUGGAGUGCCCACUUUGCAUGGAAUCAUUAGAGAUUGAUGACAUCAAUUUCUUCCCCUGCACCUGCGGCUACCAGAUAUGCCGCUUCUGCUGGCACCGUAUACGCACAGAUGAGAAUGGCCUCUGCCCUGCCUGCAGAAAGCCCUAUCCAGAAGACCCUGCAGUCUACAAACCUCUAUCUCAAGAGGAGCUACAGAGGAUAAAGAACGAGAAGAAGCAGAAGCAGAACGAGCGGAAGCAGAAGGUCACAGAGAAUCGCAAACACCUUUCUAGUGUGCGUGUAGUCCAGAGAAACUUGGUGUUUGUUGUGGGCCUUUCUCAGAGACUCGCCGACACGGAGGUCUUAAAAAGGCCAGAAUACUUUGGGAAGUUUGGGAAAAUCCAUAAGGUGGUCAUCAAUAACAGCACUUCAUAUGCUGGCUCACAGGGUCCAAGCGCUAGUGCCUAUGUCACUUACGUUCGAUCAGAAGAUGCCCUCAGAGCGAUACAGUGUGUUAACAAUGUUGUUGUAGACAGCAGAACACUCAAGGCUUCUUUAGGUACAACAAAAUACUGCAGCUAUUUUCUAAAAAGCAUGCAGUGCCCCAAACCAGACUGCAUGUAUCUUCAUGAGCUGGGAGAUGAAUCGGCUAGUUUCACAAAAGAAGAAAUGCAGGCAGGGAAACACCAGGAAUAUGAGCAGAAACUCUUACAGGAACUCUACAAAACAAAUCCCAACUUCCUGCAGAACUCAACAGGCACAGGGGAGAAGUCAAAGAGCAAAUCAAGCACAUCACAGAGUUCCAACUAUAACAACAAAGAUGCGUGGCCUUCGUUACAAACCACAGGGAAGACACCCAAUGGGCUUCCAGAACACCAUAAGACCCCGCCCCCAGAUGGCGGCUCAGACUCUGAAAACAUGACUUCAGACGUACCGGACACAGAGUUGGGCCUGCCCCCCUUCAUGUCAAACUGUGACCAUGUUAGCCCUUGCAACAAACCUUCAGACGGCAUCAGCAUAGGUAACGGGGAAACAUCACAAAUUUCCUACAACGACUCUCCAUCGCCCCCUCCUGGCUUGACCAAGCCACCUCUAGUGGUGCCUAUCUGUGUAGCAGGACUGACAGCACAGUCUCCUUUUGAGGGAGCAGCAGCCGAGUCACAGUCACUCUUUUCAGACAACAGCAACUUCAGACACCCUAACCCCAUCCCUAGCGGCAUGCCCGGUUUUCCUAGUUCCCUUCACUGCAACUCAGACUGGCCCACAGCCCCAGAACCUCAGAGCCUCUUCACAUCAGAUACCAUACCAGUAUCGUCCUCCACGGACUGGCAAGCGGCCUUUGGCUUUGGCUCUUCGACCAAGCAACAUGAUGAUGACCUUGGCUUUGACCCCUUUGACAUCACCCGAAAGGCGCUGGCUGACCUCAUAGAGAAAGAACUCUCUGUAGAAGACAACGCCUCCUUUCCCACAUCCACUGUUACGUCAGCGCCAGGCUUCCCUCAUGGGACGUUACUGGGCCCCUCCAUGAAAAGCAUACUUCAGCCUCCAACAUCCUCACAUUUCCCCCUGAACUCCAGCCUACCCUCGCAGGGCUUUUCCCAGCUCCCACACCGUGCCAUCUUCAAUUCUUUUAGCUUUCCCGGACAGACGCAGAGCUCCCGGCACAGUUGGAUGGGCAUGCCCAUGCGCAAUAACCUUCCGCACUUGAAUCACACGGCUGGUCACGGUGCCCCUUCCUCUGCUACAAAACACAGCAGCUUUUUGGACUUUAAUUUGGCGGCACAACAACAGCAACAUCACAGUACGGGGCUUGGAGGUAUCCCCAUCACAGAAAACGGCAGAUCAGUAGAAAGUCUAAAUGUGAAGGAAUGGCAGGAUGGGCUCAGAGCACUUUUACCUAACAUCAACAUCAACUUCGGUGGACUGCCCAGCUCCUCAUCUUCCUCGUCUUCUUCAUCCUCUUCAUCCUCCAAUAUGAAACACACAGGCGGGAUCUCACAUGGCACAGCCAGCUGGAUGGACCCUGCCAUCAUCACAGGUAUCCCAGCUUCUUCAGGCAACAGUCUGGACUCUCUGCAUGAUGAGUAUCCCCCACAUUGGCUCAAAUCAUUACAGGCACUCACAGAGAUGGAUGUCCCUUCCAGCUCCACAGUGCUGCCACAGCCCCCCCACACAGGGCCCUUCGGGGCCCAGUUCCCACACAGAGCCGGCUGGGCCCCUUAUCCAACCACAGCCUUGCCUAACCCCGCCAUCCAGUUCCACUCACCUCCUCCAGGGUUCCAGUCUGCCUUCAGACCCUCAGCCAAGGCCUCUACAGAUCUGCUACAGAGUGCUGGCAUGGACCGCCUUUAGAAACUGUGAAUUCUGAUCCCUACCCCCCGUUUUCCAGGAACACCCAGCAAACACAACAGUCGAAUCAGUACAAACCUAUUAACAAAAUUACAAGAUUAUGUAAUACUUUGCGGUCAUUUUAUCCCAUUUCUGGAUUUGUUUCUGUUUAUUUAGUCUAUUCUUUGUUGCCCUAGUGUUCUGUUCCAGCUUUCCAUUAUGAAACCAUCCAGUUGUCACAGAAAAGCAUACGAAGAACGUUUUUGACAUGUAGGACGUCUUUAGAGGCUUAAUGCAACUUGUUAGAACAUAGUACUUAAAAGAAUAGUUCACCCAAAGAUGAAUAGUCUAUCAUCAUUUAAUGUAUGGCUUGCUUUCUUGCAUGUAUCUAAAGAUUUGAUGUUUGGCAGAACAACCAUCUCAGUCACCAAUUCUGCCUAACAUCUUUUGGGUUCUUUGGAAGAAACAAACACAUCUCAUGACAGAUGUUUUUUUUAGAUGAAUUAUCUCUUUAAUUUUGGACUACAUACCAAUGCUCAAAAACAAAAUUGUCUUUUUUUUUUUUUUUUACAAUUCCAUUGAAAGAAAAUGGAAAGAAUCAAAAGAAAGUGUAUUGAUUAGAAACAAAUUUGCCUUAAAAGCUAAACCAAAAAGAACAGCACAUGUUCAACAUCUGCACAACAAAGGUGCUACUUCCUGUGUGGGCCCUUCGAGCCAUGCCACUCUAAGCAAUCAAGUAGAUAUCAAAAAGGAAAAAAAGAAAUACAGGGCUUAUUCUUUUUUUAUAUAUUAUUGAUCAAAAGGGUACUUGACUUCUAUUAUUCCAAAGGAUCAAAGGCAUAAUGAUGAGGAAGCAAAAAGCAUAAGCACUUUUUCUGUGGAUCUUUGGCCUUUAACUUUGUUUUGCCUUUCUGUUCCCUUGUUAAAAGGGAGAUGCAGUUUUAGGGGUCAGAAAUGUGGCGCCAGCUCUGAAAACUGUUAUGGUUCGAAUGAGCCAUACCAGUUAAAAAGGCCAUGUCAGAGUCUCUAGCAGAAUUUUGCCUGUGUUUUGCCAAAUUUGCUUGGUUGGUGAGGGGGUCUUCCACUUAAAUUGCGACACCGCAUUUAACCUCUGUAUCAGACGGCGGUGCAUUGCAAAAUUAUGAGGAAGGCUGUUAUAUUGAAGAGCUCUGAGACACUGACCCCUUUCAAGUGCAGGGCUUGAGUAGAAUAUGAGGUGCCACCAUGUGGCAUCUUUAAAAGCUAUGCUAGCUUAGUGGGCAGACGUAUGCAUGUGGCCUAAUCAGUGUUUAUGCUCCGACUAUGCUCCCUGAAGAAACUUGAAAGUAUGCAAGAAAUUGAUGGAUUUAGGCAGUGUUUUGAGUGUGAAUGUUUAGCAGGAAACUAUAGUUAAAGCUGUAAUUUAGAUGGGUGUAUGAACAAAAUCAGGGUUUAAGGGCACUUUCAAAUGAUGGAAGAGAAAUUGAUUGUUUUUUAAUCAGUAGUUUGACAUCUGUUCAUAAAAGGACAGUUUGUGAUGAGGGGAAAAAGGUUGCGGAGUGGGUGUCAUCUUGCUGUUUGUAUGUCUAGCAAUUAAUUCGCACGUUGACAUUUUCUACUGGCCAUGCCAAAGUGACUGUGAUUGGGUGCUAUAAUGCUGGUGAAAGCUGGGAUGGCAAUGCUACUUGGCAACAGAGGUAUUGGCAAUGCUCAAGGUCUCUUCUAGGACUGUUAACACUGUCACUUCUUCUGCCCCUCCUUGCCUUCAUAGGUUUCUUUUAAUGGUCUUAAUCCUGUAUAAUCUGUAGGUUGCUGCCGACUGCUCCGUGUUCAACAGUAUUCAAAAGGAAAUAAUAAUAAAUAAAAAUCUUAAGAAACCAGUACAAUUUAACUUUGGGUUUACACAAUGCUAAAAUGUAAGAAAAUUAAAAAUGCAGAUCUGAAGGAAUUGUACCUCUCUACAGGUCUGGGGGACAAUAAAAACGAAAUCUUAAAUAAAAGAAAAAUUUGAUGCUUGAGUUGGAAGUUGUUUCUCAGUCUUCAUGCCUUUUGUCUAUAGGGUUAAAACAGUAAUGGAAACCUGACAGUAUAUUCUA
Messenger RNA from Xyrauchen texanus (razorback sucker), 4656 nucleotides. RefSeq names its product CCR4-NOT transcription complex subunit 4-like. The transcript has 13 exons. Lineage: Eukaryota; Metazoa; Chordata; Actinopteri; Cypriniformes; Catostomidae. Gene Ontology annotation, molecular function: ubiquitin-protein transferase activity; metal ion binding; RNA binding. Bases 242 to 2605 code for a protein of 787 amino acids. The record is from RefSeq and is a predicted model, not a curated record. Gene Ontology annotation, biological process: protein ubiquitination. Gene Ontology annotation, cellular component: CCR4-NOT complex.